AUGUCUUCAGACCCCCUAGAUCAGUUCCUUCCUCCAUUUCCCAACCCAACAUCCGCCAGACUGGUUAGACGAGAAAGACGCAACGAGUCAGGAGCUGUCAUCUUCACAAACUACAGCAUAGAGUAUGAAUACGAUCCAAUUGAGCCCAGCCCAGCUCCCGAAGUGGUCCAACGUGACGACAUGUGUUCCUUCAUAGAGGCAGUUAGGAAGUUCAUCCGCCGUUUACGUUGCCUUGUGGGAAGCUUCCUUGUGGGAAGGCAGCAGGAUAUCACCUAUCAAGACACGUGGAAAGCGAAAGGACUGGCUCAAGAUUGUUAUUGGCAAAUGCAAGAGUUGCUCGACCAGAUUGACAUCAAACCCAUGACGGAAUGGCUCCACCACGCAGAACACACCAUGACACUGAUCUUGGCUCGUGGAGCAGUGAUAGAGCACUUUCUUGUCACUCCGGAACGAGACAGAGCUGCGAACCAACAUCUGCUGUGCACGCAAUACCGUCUUGAGGAUGCAGUGGUGCGCACAUUACGGGCUGAAUUCCGCAACUUGCUCGACAUGGAGAUAGACGACCUGUCGACGCCGCGAUUAAACAGCAUCAGGUACAAAGGCGGCUUUGUGUUUGCGGAAGACCACAGCGAGAGCGACGCGGAUGCCGAAGAGGAAGAGAAUGACGAGCAUACCAUGACCAUCGACAAUGCCAUCAACGUUGACGACAAGGGAGAUGCCAUGGGCAUCGACAACAGUGACCCGGAUCUAAUGGAAGACGUCGUCGCUACAACGCUAGAAGGCCAAGAGGCAGAGGAACAUGUGCAUCAGUCGCCCAUCCGAGAAGACGAUAUUGUCGUCUGUGCGAUAUGUAAGGAGGACUUUAGCCAUCCAGACAACCGCUGGCAGGUCGCCCUGAGCCAGCCGGUCCCGGCGCCUCUCUUCACCCACCCUUGUUGCAACCAGGCGUUCCAUGCGACGUGUCUUAUUAAUUGGCUUCAGCCAACAGCCAUUGAAGAACACAAGAACGGAUCGUGCCCCUGUUGUCGGGGGGUACUGGAUGAUGAGUUUAUGAUUAAAAUGAUGGACCACCGGACCAAGGAAUUGGGAACGCUGUAG
Capronia coronata CBS 617.96 is the source of this 1098-nucleotide messenger RNA. RefSeq lists its product as uncharacterized. The record is from RefSeq and is a predicted model, not a curated record. Lineage: Eukaryota; Fungi; Ascomycota; Eurotiomycetes; Chaetothyriales; Herpotrichiellaceae. Bases 1 to 1098 code for a protein of 365 amino acids. The transcript has a single exon.